This is a messenger RNA of Sphenostylis stenocarpa, 2241 nucleotides long. The record is from the annotation of a GenBank genome assembly. NCBI's taxonomy places the organism in Eukaryota, Viridiplantae, Streptophyta, Magnoliopsida, Fabales, Fabaceae.
AUGAAGCCAGAAGCAUUACCCAGGAAUCUUCAUUCAUCAGCUGUAAUGGUAGUAUCUGGCAUGCAGCAGAGACAAAUUGUGUUGUCUGUUGGCAAAGACAAGAGAAUUUUGGGCUACGAUGCUCAUGUUGGAAGACAAGAUUUCAUGCAGCAAGUUGAUAGUAAAUGUAUGAGUGUCCUGCCAAAUCCGCAUGACUUCAAUUUAUUCAUGGUUCAAACGGGGACCCCUGAGAGGCAGCUUCGAUUGUUUGAUAUUAGAUCAAAACGGACAGAACUUCAUGGCUUAGGAUGGAAGCAAGAAAGCAGCGAGUCUCAGUCAGCUCUGAUAAAUCAGGCUUGGUCUCCAAAUGGAGUGUACAUAUCAUCUGGUUCAGCUGAUCCUAUGAUUCACAUAUUUGACAUAAGAUAUAAUGCUCACAAGCCUUCCAAUCUAUACAAGCUCAUCAGAAACGAGUCUUCAGAGCCAUAUGGAUUCGCUCUGUUCCCUUUCUCAUUUCCAUAUCAUCUGAUCUCAACAUUGGGUUACACAAGAUUUCUUUCAGAGUCACCUACUACACGUUUACUUCAGCCCAUGGGCAACUGCUGCUCCGACAUCGCCGGCGGCAGAACGGCCGUCGGUGGCACCGCUUCCGGCCAACUCAAUCCGGCCAACGGUCCUAACGAAGCCGUCGAUAAUUUCCUCAGGUCUCGCGGUUAUAACGGCCUCUUCUCUCAGAUCGAGCUGUCGUUUUCUGCUACUGGCUUGCGUGAUCGGGAUAUAAUCUCCAAGAGUGAUCCAAUGUUGGUUCUUUAUGAAAGAGGAAAAAAUGGAGCACUCAAGGAAGUUGGCCGGACAGAAGUAAUUCUGAAUUCACUAAAUCCUACAUGGAUUACUAAGCACACUCUCACUUAUCAAUUUGAGGCUGUUCAGGAUUUAGUGUUUCGUGUGUACGAUGUUGAUACUCAGUUUCACAAUGCAGAUGUAAAGAUACUAAAGCUAGAAGAGCAGGAAUAUCUAGGUGAGGCAACCUGUGCAUUAUCUGAGUCCCGAAACUGUGGAAAGCUCUUGGUGCAUGCUGAGGAAUGUGUUAGCUCAAAGACAACAGUAGAGAUGACACUCAGGUGUUCUGAUUUGGAAUAUAGGGAUCUUUUCUCAAAAAGUGAUCCCUUUUUAUUGAUAUCAAAAGUUGUGGAAGGUGGUAGUCAUAUUCCAAUUUGCAAAACAGAAGUUAUAAAGAAUGAUCACAACCCAAUAUGGAAACCAGUAUUCUUGAAUAUUCAACAAAUAGGAAGCAAGGAAAAUCCUAUGAUAAUGGAGUGCUAUAAUUUUAAUAGCAAUGGCAAACAUGAUUUGAUGGGAAAAGUGCAGAAAUCUUUGAUGGAGCUGGAGAAGCUUUUUUCUAGUGGCCAAGGAGUAAAUUUUUUUUUAUCUUCUGCUGGGGGUCAUAAUUCUCAUAACAAGGUGUUAAAGAGCCGGUUAUUUGUGGACAAAUAUGUUGAAAGUGUCCAACAUUCUUUCUUGGAUUACUUGGCUGGGGGGUUUGAAUUGAACUUCAUGGUGGCAGUUGAUUUUACAGCUUCGAAUGGAAAUCCACGCCUUCCAGAUUCUUUGCAUUAUAAUGAUCCUUCAGGACGGCCAAAUGCAUAUCAGAGGGCAAUUUUAGAGGUAGGGGAGGUCUUACAGUAUUAUGAUUCAGACAAGCGAUUUCCUACAUGGGGAUUUGGAGCGCGACCAAUUGAUGGCCCUGUGUCCCACUGUUUCAACUUGAAUGGAAGCAGCCAUUACUGUGAGGUGGAAGGCAUCCAAGGAAUCAUGAAGGCAUACACUAGUGCCCUGCUUAACGUUUCUCUUGCAGGACCAACUCUUUUUGGACCCGUCAUAAGCAAUGCUGCACUGAUAGCAAGCCAAUCUUCAGCAAAUGGCGACAGAAAGUACUUUGUUUUGUUAAUAAUCACAGACGGAGUAGUGACAGAUCUCCAAGAAACAAAAGAUGCCCUCGUUAAGGCAUCGGAUCUACCGUUAUCAAUCCUUAUUGUUGGUGUUGGAGGAGCUGAUUUCAAAGAAAUGGAGAUUUUAGAUGCCGACAAAGGAGAGAAGCUUGAAAGUUCUUCUGGUCGCGUUGCUUCCCGUGAUAUAGUCCAAUUUGUUCCAUUUCGUGACGUUCAAAGUGGAGAAAUUUCAGUAGUUCAAGCACUUCUGGCUGAAUUACCUACUCAAUUUUUAACUUACAUGCGGAGCAGAAGUAUCCAACCGAGUGUCUAG